AUGGAAAAAUUAACAUUUAUGAUAAGUGAAAUAAUGGCCACAGGCGCCAGCCAACAGCAAUUGGAGGCAGAAGUGCGUCUUUGUUGUAUUAUUCAAGUAAAAAUGUGGCCAAUUGAAAAUAAAGUACCUCUUUCAACUACAGCUUUAAUUGAAGUUUUGAAAAUGACACGAUCAUGGCGGAAAAGGGCGCCAGAUAGACCAGAAUCUAGACCAACAAUUGUUAUGUCACAUAAUGGAGUUUCUCGUUGUGGAAUUUUUAUUGCUGCGAAUGUUUUGAUUGAUCAAAUGGAAAUGGAUCAUGAAGUAGAUGUAUUUCAUGCAGUUAAAUUAAUUCGUCUUAAUCGUCCACAAUUAAUUGAUGGACCUAGAACACGUUUUACUGGAGAUGCAAAGGAUGAAUAUAAAUAUUUAUAUGAUUUGAUACUUCAUUGGUAUAUGACAAAUCCAGAAUUACGUUCAUUCGAACCUCCAGAAGCAGAUUCACUUGGCUCUGAUGACGGAUCGAGUGACGAAAGUAUUGGAGAAUCUCAGUCAUUAGGGACAAAUAGAAGAAGUAUUAGAAGUGGACAUACAAGAAGUAUACAAAGAAGUAAAUCUAGUAGAGCAUCUAGAAGAACAAUUACAACAGCUAAUUCAUUGGUACAUGGAGGAACAGAAAUUGGGGGGACAACAACACAAAGAAAUAGCAAUGAGACUUCGAAUGAACAAAAGAAAAGAAUGGAACCGGUGUACUUAAAUUAA
Molecule: messenger RNA, 741 nt
Organism: Meloidogyne enterolobii
Lineage: Eukaryota; Metazoa; Nematoda; Chromadorea; Rhabditida; Meloidogynidae
Source: the annotation of a GenBank genome assembly